This is a messenger RNA of Cuscuta campestris, 1195 nucleotides long. The record is from the annotation of a GenBank genome assembly. Lineage: Eukaryota; Viridiplantae; Streptophyta; Magnoliopsida; Solanales; Convolvulaceae.
AGUGACUAGAUAUUUCUCCCGUCACACUGGAAGAAAACAUCGACACGAUUCGUCACCGAUAAUUAUCGUCUUGGGCAAGAAAUCGAAGUCACACAUACACCAAUCAUCAAAUACAGCACGCGAAGAAGACGAAGUUGCAAAUAAACUGGAAUAAGCUUUCAAUUUCAUCCAGUUUUUCAAUUUGGGGAGCGAGAGAAUGUGGAUAUUUGGCAGAAAAGGACCGUCUGGAUUCUCAGCGUCGUCCACUGCCGAGGAAGUUACUGAAGGAAUCGACGGAACUGGCCUCACCGCCAUUGUUACAGGAGCCUCGAGCGGUAUUGGUGCAGAAACCACCCGCAUCCUUGCCAUGCGUGGUGUACACGUAGUCAUGGCAGUUCGCAAUGUGGCAAGUGGUAAAGAAGUGCAACAGAAUAUAGCUAAAAAGAUUCCUAAUGCUAAAGUUGAUGUUAUGGAAUUGGAUCUUACCUCCAUUGCAUCUGUUAGGAAGUUUGCUUCAGAAUAUGAAUCGUCUGGUCUACCCUUGAACCUCCUCAUUAAUAAUGCAGGGAUUAUGGCUCCGCCUUUCCUUCUCUCUCAGGACAAGAUCGAAUUGCAAUUUGCAACUAAUCAUGUUGGACACUUCCUUUUGACAAAUCUUUUACUGGAAAAGAUGAAGCAUACAGCCCUUGAAAGCCAGAAAGAAGGAAGGAUUGUCAUUGUUUCAUCCGAGGCACAUCGAUAUACAUACAAGGAAGGAAUUCGGUUUGAUAAAAUUAAUGACAAGGAAAGUUACAGUCCUCUAUAUGCUUAUGGACAAUCAAAGCUUGCAAAUGUAUUGCACGCUAAUGAACUUGCGAGGCGCCUGAAGGAAGAAGGGGUCUCAAUAACGGCAAAUUCACUUCAUCCCGGAGCAAUUGCCACCAACCUUUUGCGUUAUCACAGUUUUAUGGAUGGUGUUGUCAAGUGGAUCGGUAAAUACACGCUAAAAAAUGUACCACAGGGAGCGGCGACCACAUGCUACGUAGCCUUACAUCCACAGGUGAAGGGGCUGAGCGGCGAGUACUUCUCGGACAGCAAUAUCGCGAAACCGAGUUUGAAUGCCAAGGAUUCUGGUCUGGCCAAGAAACUCUGGGAGUUUAGUUUGAGCUUGGUAAGCUCCUAAUGAUCAUCAUAAUAGCUGCUUCAAAAGAUGGCAAGAUAAAAGAUGACACUUUUG